This is a messenger RNA of Arctia plantaginis, 1635 nucleotides long. The record is from the annotation of a GenBank genome assembly. Lineage: Eukaryota; Metazoa; Arthropoda; Insecta; Lepidoptera; Erebidae.
AUGAAAUUCAUUGACGAAACUAUGGGAAAACGAGACGAGGAUUCUGCAGCAAGUUCUUUUGCAUCUGUGGAUAGUUAUGAGAUAUUCGGGAGUGGGUGUUCCGACUUCACUGACUGUGAGUACUGUGAAGAGCGAAGGAGGCUCUACAAAAACCACAAUCUCAGAUACUACUCACCGAGCUUAACCACGAAUCACAGUUAUUGCACCGCCAUGAGUUACAUGGAGGUUUCACCCCUACUCCAAGGUGCAGCGCCCACCAAUACCUACAAAACCAUCAGCCGAGGUAGUUUUGACUCUAUGGGUCCAGGAGAAUUAACAGCAAGCGGUAUCCUGUCCACGUACACCAAAUUAGAGAAAUCAUUAAAACAAGAAAGACCUAAACAAAGCUCACUUAUAACUAUUUUCUCAGUAUGGAACACGAUAAUGGGGUCAUCACUCCUCACGAUGGCAUGGGGCGUGGAGAGAGCAGGAUUACCCGCUGCAUUGAUCCUGGUGGCGUUCAUGGCAGCUCUGUGUCUGUACACGGCCUAUGUACUACUUAAGGUCAACAAACAUCAUGGUAGUGACAACUGUGAAGUACCUGCACUUUGCCGAACACUGCUCGGUCCUUGGGCGGAAGUAUUAGCCCAUAUGUUCAGUCUCCUGGUGCUGGUGGGCGCCAACGUUGUCUACUGGAUUCUCAUCACGAACUUCCUCUACUUCACCGUCAAUUAUUUCGUUGAUAUGAACUCUUCUUCAAACAUAACAGAAUACAGCACAAAUUUGCUCUGUCCACGUCAUCUGAACGAGUCCCUUAUGAUAGCCAAACCAGAGGCAGACUCAUCCUACUGGGGGCUGCAUUCCACCGUCCCUAUGUACGUCGCACUCAUCGUCUUCCCCCUCCUCAACUUCAAGAAUGUUUCAUUCUUCACCAAGUUCAACUCUUUCGGCACUUUGUCGGUAAUGUACUUACUGAUCUUCGUAAUAGUAAAAGGCUACGCAUGGGGAAUUAAUAUCAACACUAUCUUCGCUGAAACACGGCCCUUGAAAAAUGCAGCAGUGCUUAGUGGUAUGCUCGCACUAUCUUUCUACAUACACAAUAUUAUCAUCACAAUAAUGAGCAACAAUGCGAGACAAGAAAAAAAUGGCAGAGAUCUGACGAUAGCAUUUUUGCUAGUUACAAUAACAUACACACUAGUGGGAGCUGUGUUUUAUAUUUGCUUUCCAUUGGCAAAGUCCUGCAUAGAAGAUAAUAUACUAAACAACUUCGAAAAACACGAUGCUAUGACUGCGGUUGCUAGAAUACUAUUGUUAUUUCAAGUAGUAACAGUAUAUCCUCUGGUCGCGUUCAUGUUGCGCUCUGAGGCGAUUCUGCUAAUGGCCAUCAAGGAGACGAAGGUGCUUACAGUGGGCAUCAACGUCAGCAUCAUGGCUAUGUGUGUGCUCUUCGCCUGUUUCUGUCCUAACAUCGGAACUAUUAUUAGGUACACAGGAGCGGUUAGCGGAUUAGUGCACGUGUUUGCACUGCCUGCUCUGCUGCAAGUGCGUUCGCUGCAACUCCGCGGCCGUCUCACGUUCUGCAAAACGCUGUUCUACGGCGCCAUCGUACUCUUCGGAGCACUGAAUCUCUUGAUGCAAUUCUUCAUCAGCGAAUAG